CUCUCUCUCUCUCUCUCUCUCUCUCUCUCUCUCUCUCUCUCUCUCUCUCUCCUUUCACCUUUCUUCUCUCCUUUUCUCUCUUUGUGCUGGUUGGCGUGUUGUGCUGGCAUGAAGGAAGGCAGCAAUAUACUGAAGGCAGCAGUGGAAGCUGGAGCCCUUACUAUUGACAAUCGUUUCUGCUUGACUGGCCAGUGUGAUGUCUGCUGUGUGGAGAUGGAGCAUGGGGAAAUCAUUAGGUCGUGUAUGCACGCAAUUCCAAGCGGCAAGUCUAGCAUCACAGUACUCGUCGUGGACUCAGAUGAAGCAUGGGAAGCGAUGAGUGUUUAAGGUUUCUUCGGCAUGAAGAAUCCGACAGCAAUUUUGGCGAAUUGAAAACUUACAAUUAUGAGAGCAAAAAGUGCUCGCACUGGUACUGAGUUAAUGAAUGAAUACGGCUGUAACUUUGGGUUAGAUACAUUCAAGAUAAUCCCAACGUGAGGGCAUACUCACACCCGCAACGUUUUUGCGUGUUUAUGGAUGCAAUUGCGGCCCAAUACAUCCAGGUCUAGCUGUAAAUGCGGUUGGGUACAUUUCAGAUAGAGCUAGUGUGACUAGGCCUACUACCGUAGGCCCUGAGGAUGCUCUCUUUGGAGAUUCAAUAAAAUAUAGUAACUUUUUAUUAAAAAAAAAAUAAAAAAUAUCUAUAUGUUACAGUGCUCUGGCACAGAAAUC
Molecule: messenger RNA, 711 nt
Organism: Chara braunii
Lineage: Eukaryota; Viridiplantae; Streptophyta; Charophyceae; Charales; Characeae
Source: the annotation of a GenBank genome assembly